GGUUCGCUUUGCAAAACGCAGGGCGUUUCUCACCGUUUUCGGACUAAGUAUGCCUUCAGGAUGCAUCUCUGACGGUGCUUCUCUAAAGUCAAACCAUCGAGAGUCUCUGAAUGUGGAAAGCGACACAACAGCUUCUGACAUUUCUGAGGAUGAAAUGCAGAACCCAAAGGGAGGAAAAGACGCUGACUGCCAACUUUGUGAAGGAGCCCAUGUUUCUGGGCCUGUCUUGGAAAAUCUGACGGGCGAUUGUCAAGAUUCUUUACAGAAAACAACAUCAUCAAGUCUUAGAAACACUUGCCAUGAAAGCAACAGACCUCUCUCUGUAGCUAGCUGGAAUGAACCUUCGAAUGUGGGCACGAUGUUUUUCCCAGAGAAGGAGUCCAUAGGCAAAGAAGAGCCAGCACACCAAACGAGAAUGCUGGGCUGGCUAGAAGAAAACGUGAAGGGAGAAGACACCAUUAAAAAAAAAUUGUGGGAAUCUGAGAAAGAAAAAGUGUCACUGUCAGAACAAUUAUCAGUUAAAUCCCUUGUAUUUCCUCAUGAAAAGCCAUUUGUAGAAAUGGGGGAGUCGCUACUAGAUUGCAUUAUUAAAGAAUCCCCCAUAAAAGAUGUAUCUUAUUUUCUCACUCAACCCCAUGGUUCUCUGUUCAAGAUGCAUCCAAGUUUUGGUACCGAGGAACUGUUUUCUGGAGAGGAUAAUCUGAACCUGGCUGGCAAAGCUCCCAGUCCAAAAGGAAAUAUGGCAGUCACUGGACAACAGCUUGACCCUUCAAACACCUGGAGGGAGAGCAACAAUAGUUUUUCUCCUGGUUCCUUGUAUGAGAACGUUAUGUAUAAACCAGCUCUGAUGCAGUCAAACAGAGAAGUGAAAAGAACUAUAAAGAACCAUGUAAUUGAUUACAACAAAAGAGGAAGCGCUGACAGAGAGUUUCCAUCAGAAUCUGAACAACUUAAAGCUGAUAAGAAAUCUUUACGCCAUCAUUCUGAGACAUCACUUGCUCCUAAGGAAGACUACAAGCAAGGAGGCACAAGGAAUAAAGUGAUCCUCUCCACUCGUAAAACAGGGAGCCCCUGUCUAAGCCCUUAUGAAGCAUCCUCAGACAUGUAUGAGGCACAGUAUUCCAAGUACCACUUGGAGAAACUACCAUUUCAGGAGGAAAUCAUGAACUUUAGUGGGGUCAUCAAGGAGCUAGAGCAAGGCCAGCAAAAACAAACCCAAAUCAUAGAUCUUCAGUGUGAUGAUAAGCUUUUGAAGAAGGUUAAAGACAGGGGAAAACUGUUGCUCAGGGAAGGGGAUUUACAUCUGGAUGAAGUGACAAAGAGAAUGAGGCAGAAUCAGAAUAAACAGCCAACUCAAAUCAUUGAUUCUUACUCUGAAACCAUUUCUCUGGAGACCAGUUUUAAAGAGUUGGAGACAAAACCUGUUCAGCAAUGGCAUUUUGAAGAAACUGUAAACAAGCUGAAGAAGGAUACUGAAGAUCUAAGUGAAGGAAAAGGCAAGGUCACAAAAGAGAAAAAUGAGGAUAAGAGGUGGCUGGUAGUCAUGCAGGAAGCUUUAUCCAAUGCCACCAAACAUCUUGAGGAAGUUGGGACUGAAAAAAAAGCCCUUUUGCAGCAGGUAGAAGAACUUAAGUCUGCAUAUUGUCUCCUUCAAAAGAGGCAUGAGGCAGAACUGAAGACCAAGUCUAGGAGACAGUACUUGGAGAGGGACCAUACCGUACACAGGAAAGAAAAAAAGAUGAGGGAACUACAGCAUCUCAGACAAAAACUGGAACAUGAGGCUGAGACUGUCACUUCAGCUCUGCAUAGGCUAAGGCAGGAGAAGGAGAAUACAGAGAAAGGGCUCCUGUCCUUGCAGACAAAAUUUCAGGGAGUAAAGGAUGGCAGCUUGGCAGCAAGGCAACAGCUGGGAUCCAAAUAUAAAAAGCUGGCUGCUCAGCUUAAAAUUCUGCAAGUAGAAUUUGAAAAUGAACAAGCCGAAAGGGAGAAAAUGCAACAGCAGAUCUGUGAAUUCAGAAUAGAGAACCAAAAGCUGCAGCAACGGAGUGCGAAAGACCAAGAACGAAACCGCAUCCUACAGCUUGAAAGUGCCAGGUGGAAAAAUAAAUAUGAUAAAGUCAGAGGCUCACAGACAGCCAAGGGUGAAAUAGAAACGUGCAUUACCAACCAAGUCCUACUUACACACUUUCUGUGGACGUGAGCUGUGCAUAUGCAGCUCUGUAACAGUGGAUUAAUUUUGCCCAUGAAACAACUUGCAAACAUAUAAUGUUGCACAAGCAUUAAAUCAAAAUAGUUAAGUGUAAAUCCUAUGCUGAACAUCAAGGUCCUGUUUACAUGUAAUUAAAAAAAUCCCAAAAUAAAUGUAGAGUCUAACAUGCAGAAGUAGGAUGAGGCAUUGUCUCCCAUUCCAUCCUCCAAAAAAAGUGGACUUUUUUUCCUUGCCCUCUUACUUUACGUCAGGUGGAAGCAAUGAAGCAUAUGAGGAA
This is a messenger RNA of Struthio camelus australis, 2486 nucleotides long. It is a transcript of the gene CAGE1, whose product is annotated as cancer antigen 1. The record is from RefSeq and is a predicted model, not a curated record. Lineage: Eukaryota; Metazoa; Chordata; Aves; Struthioniformes; Struthionidae.